This is a messenger RNA of Cuscuta epithymum, 1202 nucleotides long. NCBI's taxonomy places the organism in Eukaryota, Viridiplantae, Streptophyta, Magnoliopsida, Solanales, Convolvulaceae. The record is from the annotation of a GenBank genome assembly.
AGUCUUUCCAAGCUUUUAAUUUUUUUUAGGAGCACUCUGAAAUAUUCCCGAUGGUGACAUUUCUCAAUCCCGUACGCUCUCGAAGACUAGGAGUGAGAGCUCGAUCUUCAAUGUCGUACGACGCACAACUCCACGCCGCUAAGAAAGCCGCCACUCUUGCUGCUCAUCUCUGUCAGAAAGUUCAGAAGACGCUGUUGCAAACUGAUGUGCACUCAAAGACAGAUAAGAGCCCAGUCACUGUGGCUGAUUAUGGUUCACAGGCAGUGAUCAGCCUUAUAUUGCAGAAGGAGUUGCCUUCUAAUUCCUUUUCAUUAGUGGCCGAGGAGGACUCAGAAGACCUCCGCAGAGAAGAUUCAGAAGAGACUCUUCUGCGCAUCACAGAAAUUGUUAAUGAUACUCUCGCUAGCACUGAAUCAGGAAUCACUUCUCCCUUAUCUAAAGAUGAUGUUCUUGCUGCAAUUGACAGUGGCAGAUCUGACGGUGGUCCUUCUGGUUGUCAUUGGGUACUAGAUCCUAUCGAUGGGACUAAAGGGUUUCUAAGAGGUGACCAGUAUGCUAUUGCACUGGGUUUACUAGAUGAAGGGAAGGUAGUUUUGGGUGUCCUCGCCUGCCCCAAUCUUCCAUUAGCUUCUAUUGCAUACCAUGGUUAUCAAGAGAACUACGGUUGUUUAUUUUUCGCUCAAGUUGGAGCUGGCACCUAUAUGCAAACUCUAGAUGGCUCUCCUCCUAAAAAGGUACAUGUCACAGACAUUGAAAACCCCGCAGAGGCAUCAUUUUUUGAAUCUUUUGAAGCAGCGCACUCAAUGCAUGACUUGUCUAGCUUGAUUGCAAGGAAACUAGGCGUGAAAGCAUCACCUGUUCGAAUAGAUAGUCAGGCCAAGUAUGGUGCAUUGUCCCGAGGAGAUGGAGCGAUAUAUUUGAGAUUCCCCCAUAAAGGCUACCGUGAGAAGAUAUGGGAUCAUGCAGCUGGAUGUAUUGUUGUUUCUGAAGCUGGAGGCACAGUGACAGAUGCUGCAGGAAACCCAUUAGAUUUCUCCAAAGGAAGGUACCUGGACUUGGACACUGGCAUCAUUGUCACCAACCAAAAGUUGAUGCCCGCUUUAUUGAAGGCUGUUGGCGAGUCAUUGGCCGAAAAAGCCUCAUCUCUGUGAUCCCAUGUGUACACACUCAUUUAUGCAUAUAUUCUUAAUUCUGAAUAAUCC